Neohortaea acidophila is the source of this 1743-nucleotide messenger RNA. RefSeq names its product elongator complex protein 3. The record is from RefSeq and is a predicted model, not a curated record. The coding region runs from base 1 to 1743 and encodes 580 amino acids. Gene Ontology annotation, cellular component: cytoplasm; elongator holoenzyme complex; nucleus. Gene Ontology annotation, molecular function: iron-sulfur cluster binding; catalytic activity. The transcript is spliced from 2 exons. Gene Ontology annotation, biological process: tRNA wobble base 5-methoxycarbonylmethyl-2-thiouridinylation. Lineage: Eukaryota; Fungi; Ascomycota; Dothideomycetes; Mycosphaerellales; Teratosphaeriaceae.
AUGGCGACCAUGACGGAGACGACGAUUCGCAAGCGACAUUUGCCCGCCAGCGAAAUAUCCAAACUGCCUCCGGAAAAUGAGCGCUAUCUUCGCGCCUGCGCGGAUAUCGCAAAUGCGCUCGUCGAGGACUUUGAGCAAUCUCAGCAACCCGAUGCGAAGAAGAAGGAUAUCAAUCUGAAUUCUCUUCGCUCCCAGGUGGCCAAGAAGCAUUAUUUGACGAGGCAGCCGCCACUCACGGACAUCAUUGCCGCUGUGCCGGAACAGCAUAAGAAGUACAUCCUUCCCAAGCUGAUUGCAAAACCGAUCAGAAGCGCCAGUGGCAUCGCCGUGGUGGCGGUGAUGUGCAAGCCCCAUCGAUGUCCGCACAUCGCCUACACCGGCAACAUCUGUGUCUACUGUCCCGGAGGCCCGGAUUCGGAUUUCGAGUACAGCACACAAUCCUACACCGGAUACGAGCCGACCAGUAUGCGCGCAAUCAGGGCGCGAUACGACCCCUUCGAGCAAGCACGAGGUCGUGUGGAUCAGAUUCGCAGUCUGGGACACAGCGUGGACAAAGUGGAGUACAUCAUCAUGGGAGGCACGUUUAUGAGUCUGAGUCCCAAGUAUCGCGAGGACUUUAUCAGCCAGUUGCAUAAUGCCCUUUCCGGCUAUCAAACGAACCACGUCGACGAGGCGGUAAUGGCUGGGGAGCAAAGCACCACUAAAUGCAUCGGCAUCACCAUCGAAACGAGGCCGGAUUAUUGCCUGCCGCCACAUCUCACCGACAUGCUUCGCUAUGGCUGCACCCGCUUAGAGAUUGGCGUGCAGAGCCUAUACGAGGAUGUUGCAAGGGAUACGAACCGAGGGCACACCGUUAAAGCCGUGUGUGAGACGUUCGCGAUGGCAAAGGACGCCGGCUUCAAAGUGGUGUCCCAUAUGAUGCCAGACCUACCCAACGUGGGCCUGGAGAGAGAUCUCUUUCAAUUCCAGGAGUACUUCGAGAACCCAGCCUUUCGAACCGACGGACUCAAAAUCUACCCCACGCUCGUCAUUCGAGGCACUGGCCUGUAUGAACUCUGGCGCACUGGGCGCUAUAAAAACUACACGCCAAACGUCCUCGUUGAUCUCGUCGCUCGCAUACUGGCCCUCAUUCCACCGUGGACCCGCAUCUAUCGAGUUCAGCGCGACAUUCCAAUGCCCCUCGUUACAAGCGGCGUCGAGAACGGGAAUCUGCGCGAGCUUGCCCUUGCCAGAAUGAAAGACUUUGGCACCACCUGCCGCGACGUUCGCACCCGCGAGGUCGGCAUCAACGAGGUGAAGAAUAAGAUCCGCCCCUCGCAAGUGGAGCUCGUGCGGCGAGACUACGCUGCGAACGGGGGAUGGGAGACAUUCCUCGCAUACGAAGAUCCCAAGCAGGACAUCCUGAUCGCACUCCUCCGCCUUCGAAAGUGUACGGAGAAGUAUACGUAUCGCGAAGAGCUUGUAGGCCAGCCCACGAGUCUUGUGAGAGAGCUGCAUGUGUACGGCAGCGCAGUGCCCAUCCACGAGCGCGUCAAGGGCAAAUCACAGCAUCAAGGUUUCGGGACGCUGCUGAUGGAGGAGGCCGAAAGGAUUGCUAGGAACGAGCAUGGUUCGAGCAAGAUUGCCGUGAUUUCCGGUGUUGGCGUGAGAGGGUACUACAAGCGGCUCGGGUACUGGCUGGACGGGCCGUACAUGAGUAAAUGGCUCAAUGACGGCGAUGAUGCGAGCAGCGAUGAAGACUGA